AUGGCUCUCUCUGUACGUGGCCUAGCUGGGGCGAGUAUUGGCGCAUUGGGUGCGCUCAAUGGUUACUGGGGUCAAAAGUCGAACCACGCACUGCGAGCCUACUGUGAUGGUGGAAUCAGCUCUAUUACCCUCGGCUUCAUCAACUCGGCCCCUGAGCAUGACCCGUCCACACUCGAAUAUCCCGGUAUCAACUUUUCCUCACACUGCUGGGCAGAGGCCUUUACGGACGCGAACCACGUCGCUUCGCCUCUUUACAGCCAUUGCCAGAGCCUGAAGACCGAUAUCCCAUAUUGCCAGUCCAAAGGUGUCAAGGUCAUUCUCAGUAUCGGUGGCAUGUACAGUUUCAAGAACAAUUACAGGGUCUCGUCAACAACCAAGGGCGAACAGUUUGCCGAGAAAGUGUACCAGAUCUUUGGUCCCUACAACCCGGCGGCCAAUGUCGCCCGGCCCUUCGACUCCGACAACCAGCACGUGGCAGUUGACGGCUUCGACUUUGAUCUUGAAAUCGACCUCGAUAACAAGCCCUACAUCGCUAUGAUUAACAAGCUUCGAACCCUGGACAAGUCUCUCAUUAUCACCGCUGCCCCGCAAUGCCCCUUGUCCACGACCCCUAACGAUAUGAUGGAUAUCCUCAAGGAGACAUCUUUGGACGCGCUCUUUAUUCAGUUCUACAACAACCCCGUCUGUGACUACGUCACCGAUGGGAAAGGCGAUAAGUUCAACCUUGACGAAUGGGUCACCUUUAUGGCGAAGAGCAGAAAGAGCCAAACUGCGAAGCUCUAUGUCGGCCUUCCUGGCGGCCCGACGUCGGACUCCGCUACUUCUGGUUACAUAACGCCUGACCAAGUUAAGGACCUGGUGUGCAAGUACAGCACCAGAACGCCGCACUGGGGUGGUAUCUCAAUUUGGGAUCUGGAUACCGCGGCCGCCAAUAUCAUCGGGGGCAAGGACUACAGCCAGCACGUUGCCGAAGCUCUCAAGUACGGCUGCGGACCUGUUCCCACGACCACCAGCACGACCGUCUCGUCUACCAAGACUUCGUCUAGCUCGACCACCAAGAGUAGCUCGACGACUACCAGCAGCACGACCAAGGCCAGCUCCACCACGUCCAGCUUGACCAGCAGCACCUCCGUGAGCAGCAUCUCCAAGGCCAGCUCGACGACAGCCAGCAGCUCCACGACGCCUAGCUCGACCACCAGCAGCACCUCCAAGCUUAUCUCGACCGCCAGCAGCAUUUCUGUGGCCAGCUCCACCACUGUUCGCAGCGCCACCGAGUCCAGCUCUAGCAGCACCAAGGCGUCGUCUAGCAGCUCUACCAAGGCCACCUCCAGCACCGCCAAGGCCACCUCCGUCAUCACCGCGGACGUUACCACUUCUCCUUCCGUCCCGACCUCCACGCCGGUGACCAGCAUCGUGUCCAGCGCGACCAAGUGGUCCAACUCGACCAUCACCUCGGGCACUGUCUCCAUGACGACGAGCACGGUCUACACCACGUCGGUGCACACCGUGACCAAGUGUCUUCCCUACGUGACCAACUGUCCCACCGGCGGCUAUGUCACGACUGAGACGAUCCCGCUCUACACCACCGUCUGCCCCAUCACGGAGACGCCCAAGCUGCCCAAGCCGUCUCAGACCAAGACCUCGGCGGCGUGGACCACGAGCACCGUCUACACCACCAAGGUCCACACCGCGACGGCCUGCCCGCCCCAGGUCACCAACUGCCUCGGCCGUGUCACCACCGAGACCAUCCCGUGGUACACGACUAUCUGCCCCGUCACGGAGACGGAGAGAGGCAAGGUGCCGCAGCGCACUCCCAGCGUGCCCGGCGGCGUCAACCCGCCCCCGGUGGAAAGCACCUCCACCACGUCCACCAUCACCGAGACGGUCACCAUUUCCGCCAAUCAGACCACCGGCGUGACGCCCAAGCCGAGCUGCUCCGGCCCCGGCUGCCCCGGCGUCUCGUCCGGCGUGGCCUUGCCCACACUGAGCUGGGCCACCACCGCGGUUCCCCUCUCCACCCCCGGCGGCCUCUCGGCCGUGCCCAGCAACCCCGUCCAAGCCGGCGCCUCCACACUGGCCAUCAGCCUGAGCGGCCUGAUCGCCAUGGUCGCAUUCCAGGUGUUUGCUCUGUAA
Messenger RNA from Purpureocillium lilacinum, 2133 nucleotides. NCBI's taxonomy places the organism in Eukaryota, Fungi, Ascomycota, Sordariomycetes, Hypocreales, Ophiocordycipitaceae. The record is from RefSeq and is a predicted model, not a curated record.